This is a messenger RNA of Toxotes jaculatrix (banded archerfish), 4245 nucleotides long. It is a transcript of the gene arhgap22a, whose product is annotated as Rho GTPase activating protein 22. Gene Ontology annotation, cellular component: focal adhesion. The record is from RefSeq and is a predicted model, not a curated record. Gene Ontology annotation, biological process: signal transduction; activation of GTPase activity. The transcript is spliced from 10 exons. Gene Ontology annotation, molecular function: GTPase activator activity. The coding region runs from base 372 to 2543 and encodes 723 amino acids. Lineage: Eukaryota; Metazoa; Chordata; Actinopteri; Toxotidae.
GGGAGAGAGAGAGAGAGAGAGAGAGAGAGAGAGAGAGAGAGAGAGGGCAGGGCUCUAGGUAUGUGAGAACAACAGCACGCCUGGCCAGUGGGACAGAGAGGGGAAGUGAGACGAAAGGAAGGAGAGGAAGAAGAGGAGAGUGUGUGGUUAAGUGCAUGCAAGUGUGUAUGUGUGCGUGUGUGUGAAAUCAGAUGGAGACAGUGUCCAAGUGCGAGACAUUGAGGCAGUGGAGAGAGAUGCUCGAGGAGGAUGAGGAGUAACAGGGCGAGGCAGCAGCGUGAGGCGCUGAGUGUGUGUGGUUGAGGAAUAGUGUGUGAACAGAGGGAUGCAGUCAUGUCUCUGUGAGAGGGAGCAGCACAGCAACGGUAACCAUGCUGAGCCCCAAGAUAAAACAGGCACGCCGGGCACGGUCCAAGAGUAUGGUGCUUGGAGAGCUGUCUCGGGUGUCCAGGCCCUGCUCGCCUCUGGAUCAGGAAAAAGCACUGAAGACAGGCUGGCUGAAGAGACAGCGUAGUAUCAUGAAAAACUGGCAGCUGCGCUGGUUUGUCCUGAGGACUGAAGCGCUGUAUUUCUACAAGGACCAGGAUGAAACCAAGGCACAGGGUUGCAUUCCUCUUCAGGGCAGUCAGGUCAACGAGCUGCCUGCCAAUCAGGACGAGCCUGGUCGCCACCUUUUUGAAAUUGUUCCAGGGGGGGCUGGAGAAAAGGAUCGAACAGGUAUAAGCCAUGAAUCAUUCCUGCUGAUGGCCAACUCUCAGAGUGACAUGGAGGAAUGGGUCAGAGCCAUACGAAGAGUUAUAUGGGCUCCGCUUGGAGGAGGUGUGUUUGGGCAGCACCUGGAGGAGACAAUGUUGUACGAGGCCCAGUGUGGCCCCCAGAGACUGGUCCCUGUGCUGGUUGAACAGUGCGUGUGUUUUAUACGUGAACACGGGCUCCAGGAGGAGGGUCUUUUCAGGGCCCCUGGACAGACCAAUCACGUUCGAGAGCUUCAGGACGCGUUUGACCGUGGCGAGAAGCCGGUGUUUGACAGUACCACAGAUGUCCACACAGUGGCGUCGCUGCUAAAGCUGUACAUACGGGAGCUGCCAGAGCCUAUAAUCCCAUUCUCCAAAUACACCCAGUUUCUCUCUUGUGCUCAGCUACUAACCAAGGAUAAAGAAAUGGGUAUCAUAGAGCUAGGCAAACAGGUGAAAUCCCUUCCUCAGGUCAACUACAAUCUCCUUAAAUACAUCUGCAGGUUUCUGGAUGAGGUUCAGUCUCACUCCAAUGAGAAUAAGAUGAGUGUUCAGAAUUUGGCCACUGUGUUUGGACCCAAUAUCCUUCGGCCCAGAGUGGAGGAUCCAGUUACCAUGAUGGAGGGAAGUUCACAGGUGCAGCACCUGAUGACUGUGCUGAUCAGUGAACACUCCCGCCUUUACCAAAGUGAGGAGCCAGAGGCAGAGACCAAGAUCCCCCCACAGCAACAGCUGAAUUCUCUCCAACGGUGCAAAGUGGAAUGGUUCUCACAAGAAGAUGGUGAGCCCCCACCCACCUCAGGCACAGACUCCAAAAACCCCAAAGAGGAUCCCCAAUCUUCCACUCCUUCUUCAGACAGUAAGCUGUCUGGACCAAGCCCCAUUACAACUCUGGAGAAGGGUGGCGAUGGCCAAAUUGAAGGAAAGGGCAAAAGUAAGACAGAGGAAAAAGUGGACGGAAAAGCAGACAUCAAAACUGAAGGGAAAAGUGAAAGCGAAGUAGCUGUUAGCCCCAGUAAACAGUCUAAAGCCCUUCCCUCCUGGAGGAGCUCCUUCAAGGGCAGUGCAGCUUCUGGGGGGCAGAGGGGGAAAAUUGGGGGGUCAGCGGGGGAUGUGUCAGCAGCUGGUGGGAGCAACUGGCUGAUGAAUGGCCUGUCGUCUCUCCGAGCUCACAGACGCACCACUUCGUCUGGUGAAAGACUGAAAGACUCUACUCUGUCUCUGAAGGAGACUGCUCUUUCACUUAAGGACUCACAGAGAGACUCUGAAGAGGACUCCUCACGAGCGUCCCUGUCUCACAGAGCUCUCCACCAAUCCCACAGACUGUCCGCUUACGACAAUGUCGCCCCCUCCAGUCUAAGUCUGCCUGCUGACACCUCCUCAAUCUGGGCGUCCUUUGAGAUCUCAUUGGCUGAACCAGAGGGAAGUGAUAAGGCACUCAAAGCAGGACAGGGUCAGGAGGGGCCCACAGAGGUGAAGGACAUUACAAAUACUCUGGAUCCCAGUGCAAGUUGCACUGAGGAUGAUCUUGCCCAGCUCAAGCAGGAGCUAAAGAAACAGAGGACGAGCUAUGAAGCCCGCAUUCGCAAGUUGGAGGAGUCCUGUUCUAACUACCAGUCCCAGGUGAACCGCCUUGAGGAGGAGCUGGACCAGGAGAAGAAGAAGUUUCACAUGCUGGAGAUCCGACUCAGGAACUCGGAGAGGGCACAUCAAGACGCAGAAAACCGAAACAAUCUCCUCCAGCAGGAGAUGGAGGAGUUCUUCAAAACACUUGGAGAUCUGACCACAGGAGCAACACGGACCAACUAGACCAGACCAACCAGCCUUCAUCUGGUCCAUCAGAGGAGGAGGAGCUUGAUUACUGGGAAGACCAGCCAGCCCCAAAGCUUUGAAGACCAAAUACCUCUAGUGCAGUACUACUUGCCAUUGUAUCCUCUUUAGUAUGGCCGUCUUGUGCCUACACUGACCAGUGCCGGUGCCAAACGAGAACUCCUCUGGACCAAGCACCUCUCAUUUUACCAUUCCACUAACUUCCUUACUAUUAUACUCCACAGGUCAUGUAGCUGAUUAUUUAUUGACUAAAUUCCUCUGUAGGAGACAAAAAAGUCUCUACUAAUAAUAUGAGGUACAGUCUUCCUAUAAACAUUCUGUUAAUUUCCCCUUAGGACUUAGGAUAUUCUUGAAAGAAAAGAAAGGAUAAUGUGAGACAUUAAAAUUCAACUCUUUUAUUUGCUGGAGUUGAAGGUACCGUAGACAGUUUCCAUUUCUGAUGUAUAUAAUUGGUCUGUUAGUGAGGCAAUAUCAGAUCCAAAGGCUAAAUUUCACACAUCUGGCCUUACCAUAACACACCACAACAGGUUUAUUCUUUGCUGUCAGUAUAUGGCAAAACCAUCAAAGACUGCAGCAUCAUCCCAGUAGCGCUGAAUGGCUUUCCUUUGUUUCCUCUAAAUGUACCUGCACUAAAACCAGAUUUGCUCAGAGAAAACUCAUGCGUAGUCUAUUCUAACUUUUUUAUUUUUGAGAAGAUGGAGGGGAGGGGGAAAAAAAACACAAAAAGAGGAAGCCACUACAGUCAUUUGAAAUGUGGCCCAGAAAGGGUCAGGACAUGCGUCACAAUCCCCAAAGUGCAUUCUGGGAGCUGAUGCUAGAGGUUACUGCCUAGAGUGCCCAACCAUGAAACGGGCAAAGGGACAGGUUGGGAAUUUGAGCCAUCAAUUAUAUCCAAAGGUUACCAUGGCAGGUAGCAAAUGCCUGUUUCCUGACUCUCAGAAACAUACAUACAUCUACAUUAAAAUGUACAGAUCAGUUACUAAGUAUACUAAUCUAUGAAUUAUAUUGCACAGAAAACAAAAAAAAGAAACAAAAUACAUAUAAAUAGUACUUCUGAAUGAAAUGUACAUUACAUACAAUAGCCACCUCCUAGCUUGAAAUAAAUAAAUAAAUAAAUAACACAAAUGCAGAAAAAAAAACUUGAUCUUUUUUUUUCGCAUUUCUUUCGAAUGGUGUGCCAUGAUAUACAACGUGUGUUUGAGUGUGUGUCUGUGCACGUGUGAGGUAGAACUCAGAAAGACGCAGCGCAGAAGAGAGGAGCAUCUGCCACGGAGAGGACUGAAAAUCACUGAACUGAGUAAGGGCACUUAAACGAAACAUCUCAAACAUCAGACAGCUGUGAAUAAUGUCUGAAAGAACCUGCCAAAAUGGUAAAGUGACUAAUUUAGACCUGGUCUCUGGUGACAGUCACCAAAUACAACUCACUCAUUCUAGCCAGUGGAGUGGCCUAAAUUAACUUCUUACAGCGCUAACAGUAAUCAUUGGCUCCUUACAAUGCCACAUUUCUAUUCACUUACAUUCACCCUGUUCUUCCUCAUCGAACAGACCUUCACCUACAAAUUACACCUAUGUAAAUACACAAGUUAAAAUGCAGUCGGUUUACAGUAUGCUAUAGUAAAAAAAAAAAAAAGAAAGAGAAAUUCAGUGUCAGGGCAACAGGCCAUUUGACUGCUUGUCAAGA